CGAGAUCAAAUUAUUAGAAGGCAGAUGGGAGAAAGUUUCACAAGAUCGACCAUAGGCGAGAAGAAGGGCAGCACCACUGGCGCCUUCGAUGGCUUCAAGAGCUUUGAUCCUCGCGUUGAGGCUCCUCAUGCUGGUCUUCCUCGUUGUAUCAUUGGUGGUCUUGACGACGGACACCGCGACGUUGCAAAUAUACUUCAACACGGAAGUCCAAGUCCGGUUUAGAGACGUCUACGCGUACCGGUACAUGCUAGGAACCAUAGUGGUUGGAGCUGCAUACACUCUCAUCCAAAUUGCACGAACACUUCACCGCACGUGCAAGGCGAAUCAAGAGAUAAGCCGUGACAGCGUCACUCUCUUUGAUUUCUUCGCAGACCAGAUCACGUCAUAUGUACUGGCGACUGGAUCAGCUGCGGGAUUCGGGGCGACAAAGGACCUGAAGUCGGUGUUUGAAUUCGUGGGUUCAGCCUACGACAAGUUCUUCAACAAGGGUUAUGCGGCUGCAAGCCUCCUCCUCUUCGCCUUUGUCUGCGCCGCGCUUCUCUCGAUUCUAUCUUCAUUUGGCCUCCCUAAGAAAGUCUGAUGAUACUCUUUUCUUCCACUUUCCAGAAUUGUUAUUGAAUGUGUUUUGCUAGCACUGAGGCGUGGGAUGUACAUAGUUUAUAUUCUGUGUAAUAUUGGGUAGUGCAUUAAGACAUCUAUAAAAUAGUCGUCCUUGUUAUUAAUUGAAGACCAGUCUUAAUAAA
Messenger RNA from Eucalyptus grandis, 743 nucleotides. Its product is annotated as CASP-like protein 4D1. NCBI's taxonomy places the organism in Eukaryota, Viridiplantae, Streptophyta, Magnoliopsida, Myrtales, Myrtaceae. The transcript is spliced from 3 exons. Bases 89 to 580 code for a protein of 163 amino acids. The record is from RefSeq and is a predicted model, not a curated record.